Messenger RNA from Nannizzia gypsea CBS 118893, 1374 nucleotides. RefSeq lists its product as hypothetical. The transcript is spliced from 3 exons. Bases 1 to 1374 code for a protein of 457 amino acids. Lineage: Eukaryota; Fungi; Ascomycota; Eurotiomycetes; Onygenales; Arthrodermataceae. Gene Ontology annotation, cellular component: Smc5-Smc6 complex; nucleus. The record is from RefSeq and is a predicted model, not a curated record. Gene Ontology annotation, biological process: DNA repair.
AUGGCGGUACAAGCCAUCCACAACGAUCGAUCGCUCUCUAGAACACCUCCCGCCUCUGAACAAGACUCUGAGCCAUCUCCACCGACGUCUUUCUCCUCAGAUAAGGAAAACCACAGCGCGCGCGCACUCCAAGUGAAGAAGCGGAAGUCCGGUGGCCUGGCAGCCCCUCCAAUGCCUAGCGCAGCAAACAAAAAGAGGCGCGUAUCUGAGCAGGUGCCUGAACAAUCACAGUCUACCCAUCAGCGCAGACUACAGCAGGUCGUAGACACAGAUUUCUAUGAUCCAGAUCAAGAUCCUGAGGAAAGGCGGGCGGUCCGAAAGGAGCUGAGAGACCUUGCUUUGAACUUAAACGAUUCUCGAAGUGAGUUUAUUCAGGUAGAAUCAAACGGUCUUUUGGAAACAGUUGAGAAGGCAAACGAUCUUUUCAAGAAGGUCAAACAAACAUCCGAUGCGACUAUUGACUCUCGCCUCCUUGUUACGGCCGCGGACCUUUCCUACAAACGAACCGCACAAGCAUGCCUAGGAAACAAUGUAGCAGGUAUUGAUGUGGAUGAGUUUGUUUCAAAAUGUAUAUCCUUUAUGCGAAGGGAAACAUCGUCCGCUUUACCUACGCCCACGCAGAGCAACCGCCGUAGUUCAGGCCACCCGUCACAGCGCGCAGCUGCUGACAGUGACGAUGAGGAAGAGCCUUACAACUGGGACUACCUUGGACGCCAUGCCUGUUUCCCAUAUAACCUCAAACCGUCCAUUUCUGGCUUCCUCCUCGGGCCGCUAUCUGUACAAAAACGGGUUCGUCAAUUGACCCAGCGACGAGCACGAGAACGAAUAGAUCCAUCCCAGCUUGUGCGGCCGAACGAUCUUAAGGCUAGUGACUUGGGGAAACAAGAAGAGGCGACUUUAACGACUAUGUGUACGGACAUACGAGCGAAGCUAGUUGAGAUACAGCUCCAGAGAGAAUCGCUGGCUCGCGAAGAGUUGUCGAAGAUGGAAGACGCUACCGAAACCGAAGCCAUCGCAGUUAUGGGUAAACAUGGAAUAUCUGAUAAUGGCGGGAUCCCCCUGUUCCAGUUCUGCAUCAACCCACGAUCAUUCGGCCAGUCCGUCGAGAAUAUGUUUUAUGUUAGCUUCCUAGUCCGCGAUGGAAGUAUAGGAGUCUCGAUGGACGGAAACAACCUACCAACAUUACUCCCGUCACAGCCACUUCGUCCAUCCGAGGCUCGAGAACAAGGUAUUAAAAAACAUCAAGCUGUCUUCGGUCUAGACUUCGACACCUGGGCUCAAUUGAUAGAAACAUUCGAUAUAAAGGACCCGUUAAUCCCGCACCGGAAUGAUGAGGCUCAUCAGGCUCCAUCCACUGGCAAAUGGCAUACAUAA